AUGGACAAUGAGAACUACAUCGGUGUCAUAAGAGAACCAUGUUCGAACUUCACACCAUACGAGAAUUUCAACAGACGUGAGUUUGACAAUCUCUAUGACUGUCCUGUUGAUGAAAUGAUUGAAGAGACACCAACAGAAACACCAUUAUCACAAACAGAUCUCGAAACAAAGAAGAAGAUGUCUGGAUUGUUGAUCGCUUUGAUUGUUAUCGCUGCUGUUGAAACAAUUCUCGUUUGUCUUAUUUCCUUCUACAUGUACUUCGCUGGAAAGAAUAAAGAUUCAUCUGACGAAGAAGAAGACGGAAUUGAGUUGAAAGAAGAAACAGUUCUUAAUUCGUUUGAUGGAGAUGAGACGAACUUCAAUAUUAUGAUUGAUAAUCCAAUCUUCAACAAAGGAUUCCAGAACGAAAGUGAUCCAUUUGGAAGCGACUUUGAUGAUAAAGAUGAUUCUAAAGGUGAUCACUUCUUUGGAACUUUGAACUUCCAAGAAAACUAA
Trichomonas vaginalis G3 is the source of this 495-nucleotide messenger RNA. RefSeq lists its product as uncharacterized. The record is from RefSeq and is a predicted model, not a curated record. NCBI's taxonomy places the organism in Eukaryota, Parabasalia, Trichomonadida, Trichomonadidae. The coding region runs from base 1 to 495 and encodes 164 amino acids. The transcript has a single exon.